GUGGUGGAGCGAGUUCAGGGCAGCAUCACUCACCGACGCACCCGCAGCAGGCACCGAGUGAGGAGCAGAAACCUCCCCCUUGUCUGGAGUAGCAGCGGGUCAAGGACAGGGAUGAACACGUCUCCAGCGCUCCGGCUCGGGCGGCGGAAGGUGAGAUGCUGGUCCCUUCUGAGUCACGAAGCUCCCGGUGCUGAUUCGAUGAGAGGGGCGGCGGGGAGGGGAGAUGCCCCUGCUCGGUCCCGCCAGGGCUCGCCUCUGACAUCAGCACAAAACUGGCCAUAAAAACGGCGGCCGGCGAGGACUCCGGCUCAGACAGCGACCGCGCGGCUCAGCGGGACGGCAGCCAGCGCCUCGCCGCGCCGUGCCGGAGGCUGUCAUCUUUGUGGCAUCAUCGGGAAGCACCAGGCACUGGGAGGCUGCAGCGCCAAGCCACAGCUGGCCGGAGAGUGCUGGGGAUGAAGCUGGGGGCCGCCUGCCUGCUGUGCCUGCUGCUCGCCUGCCUGACCCUGCCCGGCACCUGCAGCCACCGCCACGAGCGCUCCAUGGAAAUCCGCAGUGAGAACAGGAACCCGGACAUCGACCCCUCCUGGUACACAGGGCGUGGGAUCAGGCCCGUGGGGCGGUUUGGGCGGCGGCAGGCACUGGAUGAGGGCACCCAUCCUCGGGGGGCUGGCCAUCGACAAGCUUGUGCCCCCCCACACCUGCACCUCCAGCCCCCCCGGGGGGAGCAGAGUCCCUGAGCUGGAGCCUGCAAUAAAAGCCCUUUUCCUCUCA
Messenger RNA from Pezoporus occidentalis (night parrot), 774 nucleotides. RefSeq names its product prolactin releasing hormone (gene PRLH). Lineage: Eukaryota; Metazoa; Chordata; Aves; Psittaciformes; Psittacidae. The transcript has 3 exons. The record is from RefSeq and is a predicted model, not a curated record. Gene Ontology annotation, biological process: response to peptide hormone; G protein-coupled receptor signaling pathway; feeding behavior. Bases 456 to 740 code for a protein of 94 amino acids. Gene Ontology annotation, molecular function: neuropeptide hormone activity; prolactin-releasing peptide receptor binding.